AUGAAGCAGCCCCUGCUCUACGCCAGCGAGGAAAGCCAGAUAGCUUUCCGCUGCCAACGUGCUGUGUCCCUUAUCGAGCCUAGCAACGCGCAGGGGGUACAUCAGCGUUGCAAGAAGUGCGAGAAGCCGCAGUACACGCCUCUCCUCUACAAGGGUUUGUGCGAAGAGUGCCUGGCUCCCAGCAAUCAAAUUCACUCAAGCUUAGGCAGGGGCCUCCUGCGCAGCCAGAAACACGGUGCAUCUGGCCUAUGCGACAGAUGUUACACCAGGUUGCCGCAAUGCAAAGGAUGUGCCAGAAUGUUGAAAGUGACUGAGAUGAAAUUCAAGACCGGGCUAUGCGAUGAUUGCUGGGCUUCCUGCAAGAAAGCCUGCUUAAUGUGUGGCUCGACAAUUUCACUCGGCGAGUCUGGCUGGAAAACUGCGAUGUGUAAAGUCUGCUCGAGCGGUCGAGAGGUCAAGUGCAGGGGAUGUGACAAGACAAUCUCGCUCGAGGAAAUUGGCUGGCGAACAGGAGUUUGUAAUGAAUGCUAUGACACUAUUGGCGGAUGCCGUGCAGCUGUUUCGAAGAAGCAUCGCCACAUCCGUUUGUGUGAUGCUUGCUAUGCGAAGUACAACACGACCUGCGUCCGGUGCAACGAGAACAUUCCGGACGACGAAUUGAGAUAUACUUCAGGGUUAUGCGAUUUUUGCUACAAGGAUCUUGACAAGAAAUGCAUUUGUUGUAAGAAAAAGAUUCCACUGAAACAGCUUCGCUGGGGAUCUGGACUCUGCGAUGCGUGCUACAACAAGUCCUGCAUGGAGUGCAGGAUGUGCAGAGCGGCCAUUAGCACUCAGCAGACCGACUUUCAUGGCGUACGUCUUUGUGCAGGAUGCUUCAAAUCCUUGACAGAUAAUGAGAAGACCUGCAGCAAGUGCAACUUCAAGAGCAUUUCGGUUGGUGAUCCCUAUUGGGCAGCUGGCCUGUGCAAAGCCUGUUGGGAAGCGCCAUCGCCGGAAGAGCAAUCACGGCAGAUGGGCAGGCCAGCGAGGCGAUCAAGGGCCAAUUCCUUUGACCAGCUGCCGACCUACUACCGCGCAAGGGCAAAAGCAGGCCGCAGCUUGACUCUCUACAGUGCCAAGUCCAUGUCGCUGCUCAGCGACACCGAGCGGGCUGAGGGCCUGCGGCUGACGCGCAAGGCCCAGGCUCCUUGCCAGCUUUGGCUGCUCUUCUUCUCCUUGGGAGUGAGUGGCUGGUUCUUAUCCAACGCGAUUUUUGCUUCGUUGCCCCUGUUCAUCGCCAAGCUGGCCGAAGGAGCUGGAACUGCGAGCAUAGUCAAUGCCAGCACACAAAUAGGAGCUGUCUUCUCGAUCGCAUACCAUGUCAUCGCGUAUAACCACGACCUGGACCUGAAGGCCAGUGUGUCUGCGAGCAUGGAGAAGAUGAGUGAGCAGCGCCGGAUGUUUAAGGAGGAGCAGGUGCGAAAGAAGGCAGCGGCAAGCGCGGCUUUGGCAGUCCACACUGGUCAGUUUGCUGCGGUGGCUGCGCUGUCCAUCUUCGUGCUCGUGUGGAUGUGCUACGAAUGUACAGCUGAGCUCGUCUUGCUGUCGGCAGUUGCAGGCGCAGUGGGCAAUGUUGGAGAUCUGACUGCGUGGCCGAUUGCACUCCAGCAUCCGAGCCGAUACGCAGCCGCGAUUCAAAUUGGUGGAUCCGUUAGUGGAGUGUUACCCAACCUCAUUGAGGUGGUUGUUGCAAGGUUUGGCAUCGUUUUCUACUUCUGCAUUGUCAUUGUCCUGCAAAUGGGGCUGUGGCUCAUCAUCAGUGCGAAAGACGUGGCUGGCAAGUUUUCUUGCAGCUCCUACUUUUUUGCGGAAAAGGUCAAAUGCAACUGCGCUGGUUGCGAUGGCUGUAGCUUGUUUUCAAAUGGCCAAAGCGCCAACGGUGUGACAAAUGGCGAAACAAACCAUGAGAUGACCCUCGCAAAGCCAAUUUCACAGGACAGAUUGUCGACAUACUCCUCAGAUGCUGCUGUUGGCAUUACUGAAAUGGCCCGAAGGACGGCCGCAGGAAUCUGCGAUGGAAUACAAGGAUUUUACAAUGCUUUGCAGGGCGAUCAAGAAGCAUAUGCAGAUGCUCGCUGGCUUGUUGCAUUCUACACUUCCUGUUCCUUCGUAUCUAGGGCGAUGUGCUACAGCAUCCCUUCUUUGCUGCCCUUCAUCGCCAGUCCGUACGGGCUUCAGAAGCAGCAGAUGUACGAGAGCAUGAAUACAUUGUACAAUCUUGGAAACGUCAUAGGGCGAGUCUUGUGCCAAUGGUACAAGCCGCACAGCUUCAUGCUUGUCUGCAGCUUCAUGCUUGUCCUCGUGACCUUCAUUUGUCUGGUGAUAUGUUCGGUGUGGCCAUAUCGUGUCGCAGCUGUUUUGCCAACAGUUGUGGCAGUGUGGGGCAUACCGAUCAUAGUUGGAAUCUUCAACCUGUCCGUCGGUCUCAUGUCUACUGGCUUGUUUGUCCGAGCGCAUGAGGAUGCACAGAGCAAGCAGUGCCCAGACACAAUCCAAGCAACCAUGGGUUUUUAUGGCCAAAUAGGCUGCGUGAGCGGCAACAUUCUGGUCUUUCUUGUGAUCAACGUUUUCCAUUUGCUGUAG
This is a messenger RNA of Symbiodinium pilosum, 2622 nucleotides long. Lineage: Eukaryota; Dinophyceae; Suessiales; Symbiodiniaceae. The record is from the annotation of a GenBank genome assembly.